Lepus europaeus (European hare) is the source of this 2552-nucleotide messenger RNA. RefSeq names its product VPS33B interacting protein, apical-basolateral polarity regulator, spe-39 homolog (gene VIPAS39). Gene Ontology annotation, biological process: vacuolar transport; intracellular protein transport. Gene Ontology annotation, cellular component: cytoplasm. The transcript is spliced from 20 exons. The record is from RefSeq and is a predicted model, not a curated record. NCBI's taxonomy places the organism in Eukaryota, Metazoa, Chordata, Mammalia, Lagomorpha, Leporidae. The coding region runs from base 113 to 1594 and encodes 493 amino acids.
CACGACCGCCUCCUUCCGCCCCUUCCUAUGCCGCACAGCCUGACUAGAAAGGCUCGUCCGGUAGCGGCGGACGCUGUCGCUGUCCUGAGAGGGAGGGCUCGAUGUGGAAGAGAUGAGUCGGACAAAGGGUGAUGAGGAGGAGUACUGGAAUAGCUCCAAGUUCAAGGCUUUCACUUUUGAUGAUGAAGAUGAUGAGCUUUCACAGUUAAAGGAGUCCAAGCGGGCAGUGAACAGCCUUCGGGACUUCGUGGAUGAUGAUGACGACGACGACCUGGAGCGAGUCAGCUGGAGCGGGGAGCCUGUGGGAAGUAUCUCAUGGUCCAUCAGAGAGACUGCUGGUAAUAGUGGGUCUACCCAUGAGGGCCGUGAACAGCUGAAGAGCCGAAACAGCUUCUCCUCCUGUGCACAGCUGCCCAAACCUGCUUCCACCUACUCCUUGAGUAGCUUUUUUAGAGGUAGAACUAGACCUGGAAGUUUCCAGUCCCUUUCUGAUGCUCUGUCGGACACACCUGCAAAAAGCUAUGCUCCAGAGCUGGGGAGACCCAAAGGAGAGUACCGGGAUUACAGCAAUGACUGGAGCCCUAGUGAUACAGUGCGACGCCUCCGGAAGGGAAAGGUCUGCUCUCUGGAAAGAUUCCGCUCCUUACAAGACAAGCUGCAACUUCUGGAAGAGGCAGUAAGCGUGCACGAUGGAAACGUCAUCACUGCAGUUCUGAUUUUCCUGAAGAGGACUCUGAGCAAAGAGAUCCUCUUCCGAGAGCUUGAGGUGCGACAGGUAGCCCUGAGACAUCUCAUUCACUACCUGAAGGAAAUAGGGGAUCAAAAGCUGCUUUUAGACCUCUUGAGGUUCCUAGAUAGAACAGAAGAACUUGCGCUAUCCCAUUAUCGAGAGCAUUUGAACAUUCAGGACCCUGAGAAACGAAAAGAGUUUUUGAAGACCUGCAUUGGUUUGCCAUUUUCAGCAGAAGAUUCUGCACACAUUCAAGACCAUUAUACACUCCUGGAACGUCAGAUCAUCAUUGAGGCAAAUGACCGACAUCUAGAAUCAGCAGGACAGACUGAAAUCUUCCGAAAGCACCCCCGCAAGGCUUCCAUCCUCAACAUGCCGCUGGUGACGACGCUCUUCUACUCCUGCUUCUAUCACUACGCAGAGGCGGAGGGGACAUUCAGCAGUCCCAUCAACCUAAAGAAGACAUUUAAGAUCCCAGACAAACAGUAUGUCCUGACAGCUCUGGCUGCUCGUGCCAAGCUCCGAGCCUGGCAUGAUGUAGACGCCCUCUUCACCACAAAGAACUGGCUGGGUUACACCAAGAAGAGAGCACCCAUUGGCUUCCAUCGAGUUGUGGAAAUUUUGCACAAGAACAACGCUCCUGUCCAGAUACUACAGGAAUAUAUCAAUCUGGUGGAAGAUGUGGACACAAAGUUGAAUCUAGCCACCAGAUUCAAGUGCCAUGAUGUCGUCAUUGAUACAUAUCGGGACCUGAAGGACCGCCAGCAGUUGGUAGCCUACAAGAGUAAGGUCGAUAAAGGGUCCGCCGAGGAGGAGAAGAUUGAUGCCAUUCUCAGCAGCUCGCAAAUUCGAUGGAAGAAUUAGGUGGUGUAGCUGCCCUGAAGCUGGCCUCACUUCUUCCUUCCCUGCCUGUGGAAGUGGGAGAGUAGCACCAUCACAUCACUUGGACCCAUCAGCAGGCAGUGCCUGCUACUCCUGGGACGGAAACCAGCACCUGGCCGUGGAGAGCUGCAGAUCGACUGUCCAAGGGUUGUCACCUAAGGGCCAAGCUUUGAUUCAUGAGAGAUUCUCUCCACCUGGUGCUCAUGUGAAGGUGGGAGUGAUUUCUGGAUUGGGCCCACAUUGGGUUAAGAUCUCUCUUGGUCUGAGAAAAGUGACUGCUCCAGAAAGGAAGUCUCCUAGACUAAGAGGUACGUGUGUCAGCAGGGUGGCCACUCCAUUCCACUCAGCCAACUGUGACCCAGGACUUGGUGCUGGACAUGGGCAGUUCUGCUCUGAGUGAAGUCAGAACAGAACCAAAAUGACUGUAUCUUCCAAGGGGAUUCAGGAGUGCGGCCAGUGUUGCCCAGGACCUGCUGGAGACCCCCUCACCAGGCUGCAGAGUCCUCCAUGCGUGACAGAUGUUGCCCAGAGGUUGUGUUUCUUCAGCCAGUGUUUUUCUGCUCCCAGUCUGUCUCUGUCCAAACACUUAGGGUUCCUCUCAGCUGCACACUGAGAUGACCUUAUUUGAGUGAUGAGAUAUCCCCUUAUCUUUCUCUACUUCUAUUCAGGACCCCUACCCUUAUGCGGAACUGAGAUCCAGCAGUGUGAAGAACUCUCCCUUUAGGCAGAACUCUCAUUUCGCCAUAAGUUUCCCCUGGACUGACCUCAGAAGCAUUUGUUGGGAUAUUUAGAUUGAGAUUUUGUUUUCACAUUUGGCUGUGGAGAGAGUAUUCUGUAAUGCUGGAUUCUGCCCUGUAACCAAUAUUAGCCUCCUUCUGGGUGACUGACCUGGGUUUUCCUGCCAUGCCUGGACUCCUAAUAAAGCUGUUUCUUCCUUGGA